UUCAGGCUCGCGCAUGCCGCAUCCAGCACAGCACAAGCGCGGACAGCGUUGCUCUCCCGUCAGGAACCGGCGCGCGUCUAUCAUUGAGUAAAUCGUUAGGUUCGGGUGAAUUAUUCUGUCGAAGCAGCGAGGCCUGCGCUGUUUUUCGGCGUGUGUCUCUAUUGUAUGCAGCAGCAGCAGCCGCAUCUUCCACUGAUCUGUUGCUAUCUGCUGGGGUCUUCUGCAUCUGUGCUCUGCUGCCAUCUCAACAUCUGCCUCCUCUCUUUCAUAUGAACCCCAAUGCCCUGUUUAGACGAGGACAUCUGCUCCUGUCGUACACCUGAAUGUGAAUGUAGCCGUUUUAUUCGGAGAUGCCAAACAGUGUUUUUAAUCGUCGUGUAGCUAUAUUUGUGAUUUCUUCAUCGGCCAUCGCUCGGCGCAGGCCGUGGGUUUAGUCACGGACCUCCAGAUGUGUUUCUGCGCUAGAUGUCGCGGAUGCUGGUGAUUAUCGGUGCCAUUUAAUACGGAUUUAACGCGUGCGCGGGGAGGGAUUCUGCGUCCGCAGCAAACGAUCGACGCAUUUAUUUUUCUCGAUUUUUCCUUUUUAGUAAUAUGAUUAUUUUUUGGUUUCAAUGAAAAGGGUCACCCUUUGUAUUGUCGUGGUCGGGGAGCGGCGCCAGACACACAGUAUAUAUAUUUUUACCUCGGCUCAGUAACUUCUUAUUAAUAUUCUAGCUCUUUCAGUGUUUAGUUUGCAGCAGAAGAGGAUCACCCCCAGCUCAUCGUCUCAUUGCAAUACCCUUGACGAUCAACAGUUCAUCGCGUAAAUGCCUCUAAACCCGCGCGAUUAUUAGUCGGAGCGCGCGCAGAUCUUCGCUUGCGCUCAUAAUGACUAAUAAACCAAAGCGACUGUCGUCUUCACUCAUGGAUGCUCUUAAUGUUGUAUGUUGAUUUGUCUUAUCGACAGGGUCAGGAGACUGUAUUCAUAUUGGAUUAUAGCAUUGCCCGUGUUUAUUAUUCCUCCUGCGUGUUUGUGACUGAAGGGUGGAUUAUUCCCACUUUUGAAUAUCAUGUUUUUGGUCCUUUAUCGUCUGGAAAGAUGGCAGCUGAUUAAAUUUUAAUCUUGAUGCAUUCUGGCGACACUGGAGGAGAAGAGGAGAAGCGAGUGAAUCGGGGAGGAGAUGUAGGGUGGAUACAGAAGGUUCAGCUGACGUUACAGGAGACUGUCCCGCCCCUUUCACCUUGUCCGUUCCUCUGUCCUUACCAUGGCGCUGUCACUCUGGAUACUGUGGAUGAGUCCUGUGUUGCUUAGCAACAUCGCUCCCUCCGAACAAGGUCUGAGUCGAGCGGCGAUGCCCUUCGGUCUGAUGAGGAGAGAGCUGGCGUGUGAGGGAUACCCCAUCGAGCUGCGCUGCCCAGGAAGUGAUGUCAUCAUGAUCGAGACGGCCAACUACGGCCGCACCGACGACAAGAUCUGCGACGCCGACCCCUUCCAGAUGGAGAACGUGCAGUGCUACCAGCCAGACGCGUUCAAGAUCAUGUCACACAGGUGUAAUAACAGGACCCAGUGUGUAGUUGUCGCCGGGGCAGACGUUUUUCCUGACCCCUGUCCUGGUACUUACAAAUACCUGGAGAUCCAGUAUGAGUGUGUACCGCAUCUCAUUGGCUCCAAAGUUUUUGUUUGUCCUGGAACAUUAAUGCGAGUGUUGGAGCCCAGUUCCGUGCGGGAGGCGGAGCAUCAGUCUGGGGCGUGGUGUAAAGACCCUCUGCAAGCGGGCGAUAGGCUGUACGUGAUGCCCUGGACACCCUAUCGCACAGAUAUGCUUUACGAAUACGCUUCCUGGGACGACUACAUCCAAAAUAGAGUCACCACCACCUAUAAAUUGCCGAGUCGAGUGGAUGGCACCGGUUUUGUCGUGUAUGACGGAGCUGUGUUCUACAAUAAGGAACGCACACGCAACAUUGUAAAAUAUGACCUGCGAACUCGCAUCAAGAGCGGUGAAGCUAUUGUUGCUACCGCCAACUAUCACGACACGUCGCCGUACCGCUGGGGCGGGAAAUCUGACAUCGACCUAGCCGUGGAUGAACACGGGCUCUGGGUCAUAUACGCCACUGAAGCCAACAGCGGACGCCUGGUUGUUAGUCAGGUGAACCCGUACACGCUGCGGUUUGAGGGGACGUGGCAGACGAGCUUUGAGAAGCGCAUGGCGUCAGACGCGUUCGUGGCGUGUGGCAUCUUGUACGCCGUUCGUUCCGUGUACCAGGACGAUGACAGCGAGGUGGGCGGAGACCUGAUCCUGUACGCCUACGACACGCGGCGUAACCACGAGGAGCCGGUGAGAAUCCCGUUCCCCAACCCGUACCAGCACAUCUCCUCCAUCAGCUACAACCCCAGAGACAACCAGCUGUACGUCUGGAACAACUACAUCGUCCUGCGGUACCCGCUGGAGUUCAGCCCGCCACAGCCCACCACAGACCCUCUCUCGACGCCUCUUCUCUCCACCACUCCUCCGAGUGCGCUCUCCAGCACCGUGUCCUGGGGCUUCAGCCCCACUUCUGUCCCGUCCGUGACCUUCCACCCGGUGGGGGCUAUAAACAGGGCUCCGGCGGGGCGGCCCAUCACAGCUACGGUCCCGGUGACUGUCAGGCCUCCCCGCCGCCCGCAGGGGCCGCGCACACCCAUGUGUGAGGGCCGGGUGACCCGCGGGGUCCAGUGGCCCCCGACUCAUCGAGGAGAAAGGGUGGAGAGGCCAUGUCCCAAAGGAUCCCUCGGUAUUGCGUCCUAUCAGUGUAUGGCUGAUGAUGUGGUGUGGAACCCCAGAGGCCCCGACCUCAGCAACUGCACCUCGCCCUGGGUCAACCAGGUCGCUCAAAAGAUUAAGAGCGGGGAGAACGCAGCUCAUAUCGCUGCUGUACUUGUCAAUCACACACGGGGGCGGGUCUACGCUGGUGAUGUCACUUCCUCUGUGCGUCUGAUGGAGCAGCUGCUGGACAUUCUGGACUCACAGCUGCAGGCGCUGCGACCUGGAAACAAGGAGUCGGCCACACGCAACUACAACAAGCUUCAGAAGAGAGAGCGGACCUGUCGAGCGUUUAUUCAGGCGGUGGUGCAGACGGUGGAUAACCUGCUGCGUUUGGAGGCGCUGGAGUCGUGGCAGGACAUGAACGUCACAGAACAGUCGCACACCGCCACCAUGCUGCUGGACGUCAUGGAGAAAGGAGCGUUUCUGCUGGCCAACAACCUAUACGGGGGUCACUUCAGCGACCGCGCGCCCAACAUCGAUCUGGAGGUGUAUGUGCUCAACACAGAGAUGGAGCUGAAAGAUCUGUCCUUCCCGAACUCGUAUGACAGCGACAGCACCAUCUACGUGUCGGCAUCCACCAUCAAACAGUACAGCCGCAAUGGUCAGGUGAAGGUGGUUUUCACACUCUACAAGAACCUGGGCUCGUUCCUCUCCACUCAAAACGCCACGCUGAAGACAGACGGCGAGCAGAAGUCAGGAGGACAGAUGUUGUUCUCUCGGUGCCAGUAUCCCGGCGGCGUUCAGGGUCUGAUCCUGUUCGUCAUCACGUGGGUGGGGAUGGUGAUCUCUCUGGUGUGUCUGGCUCUGUGUAUCUCCACCUUCUGCUGCCUGCGAGGCCUUCAGAGUGACCGCACCACCAUCCACAAGAACCUGUGCCUCACGCUCUUCAUCUCACAGCUGCUCUUCCUCAUCGGCAUGGACAAGACACACUAUACCGUGGUGUGUCCGGUUCUGGCCGGUCUGUUGCACUUCUUCCUGCUGUCUGUGUUCUGCUGGCUCUGCAUGGAGACGGUGCAGCUGUAUGUGCUGAUGGUGGAGGUGUUUGAAAGCGAGACGUCUCGUCGUAAGUACUACUACCUCUCCGCGUACGGCUUCCCCACGCUGGUGGUGGCCAUUUCCACAGCCAUCGACUACAGGAGCUACGGAGGACCCAAAGCUUGCUGGUUGAGGGUUGAUAACUACUUCAUCUGGACGUUUAUUGGCCCCGCCUCCCUUGUUAUUCUGCUGAACCUGGUCGUGCUGGUCAUCACCAUCCACCGCAUGCUGCGCCACUCCACCGUCCUGAAGCCAGACUCCAGCCGAUUCGACAACAUCAAGAAACCUGUUGCUAGCCGUAUCCGGAGGAUGUGGAACGACACUGUUCGACGGCAGACAGAAUCGUCCUUCAUGGCAGCUGAGAUCAACAACACACCCACACUCACCCGAGGCACUAUGGGUAAUCACCUCCUAGCCAAUCCAAUGCUACAGACCCACUCUGGCUCCUCCCCUUACAACACCCUAUUGGCUGAAACAUUCAACCCCCCCUCACCAGCAGUUUUCAACGCCACUGGCACGUUCAGAAACUCAAAGGGCACACUAUCGCGCAGCCGUGAGUCGUGUGGACUGGAGGGAGUCCGGCUCAACGGAAAUUACAACAACAGCUACUCGCUUCACGGAGGGAGUUCGGAUCUGCUGGGGGGCGCUCCUGUGGGAUCCGGGGGUGUGUCCGGAGAAGUCAGCCCCGCCCUUUUGACGCCUAGAGGGGCGGAGUCUGCUGGCGGUUUGAGGCGGAACCUUUCCGAUGCGGCGGCAUUGGAGAAGAUGAUCAUAUCCGAGCUGGUUCAGAGCAACCUGCGGCCUUCCACCGAUCGCUACGGCAAUGGACCGAAUUCCACGAUGCACCGGCAGGACUACGCCACGUCGACAAGUCACCGAGAGCCUCCGCAACGGCCCUUGCCCCGCCCACCUCCGCCGCCUCCACAGGACGAGGAGGAGCUGCUGUACAAAGCGCUGGAAAAGCCACGCCUCCCAGACAAGCCCCGCCUACCCGAUAAACCCCGCCUGCUGGAUAAGCCCCGCCUCCUGGAGCACGCCCAGUCUGUGUUCUACCAGAGCGAGGAGGACUCGGAGAGCUUCUCGGCCGAAAUCACGGACGGCGUGGGUGGGUCCGGACCGGACUCCGCCUCCCUGUACGCGCGGGAUCGUGAUUCGUCUUAUCCCGACAGCAGUCCCGAGGUGCUGGGGGCAGAGCCUCAUCCCACCCUUCCACCGGAUGAGCUGUACUUCAGCGCAGGACGCCAAGCGCACAUCUCGGCCUUUUACCAGCCUCCGCCUCGCAGGACCAACGACGAGGCUCGGCCGGGACUGCAGCCCUCGCAGGGGGAAGGCGACGGACAGAUGCAACUGGUGACGAGUCUGUGACUAGGGCGCUGGUGACCAGGACACGUAGAUCUGGAGGAGGACAAUGAGGGUGGACGUCUUCAACAUCACCAUCAUCAUCAUCGCAAUUAACGUCUGGGCGAAUCUCAUGUGUCUGGUUGUAGGUCACCCCAAAAUCUCAAGUAGGACUUGAUCUGAGUUCUGAUUUCACUUGUUUUUGUAGUGAAAUAUGAGCCGGACGUGUUUCCGUGAGAUUCUCGCAUUAGUAUGAAGCUACUUUCAGUGUAUCGUGUGUCCUGGGAUCUCCCAGAAGGAGCGGUGCGCUGAAAGCCUUGGGAGAUUCCUGUUGAGAUGAUGAUGAUGAUGAUGGCAAUGCUGGCUUCCUCCUCCACGUCUCUGUCUCCUGGUCACCCGAACACCCACCCUGCUCAUCUCACUGCCAUCCAAGCACAUCUGUUUGUCCUUUCUGAGAAGAAAUCUUCUUAUCGGGUAUUUUUUCCUCCAUUCGUCCAUCCUCCAUCUCUUCCCCGCUGAGAAAACCAGUUUAAACCAUCCUGAGGUGGAUAUCUGGUCUCCUGGCCUGGCCCAACUGGUCCGUUUUGCUGGUUUUGGAUGGGAGACCAUCUGAAAACCACCUUAGGCUGGUUGAAGCUGGCUUUCCAGUGGGAUUUCUUUCAUUCAGGGUGGUGUGGUGUAUGAGUGUCAGACCUUUAUCAGAAUGUGAUAACACUUACACCAGAGACCGCAGCUCUUAUACAUGCCAAAAAAAGAAAAAAAUCACACAUUUACACUCUUGGGGAGCAGCUACUGUCGGGAUCACGCUCUCACCAUCACAGAGAUCAAAGGUUAAGAGUCACGAGUUCAACAUGUCAAGCAAAUCAACUAGACUGUUGUUUUUGAGCAGCAUGGUGGCUAAAAGAACAAAAAUGAGCUUUUGUGCCACCUGUCUGGACGCAAUCCAAUCAUCUGCUUUGGUGUUCAAAACACUGACCGAUCAUGUUGUUGGGUUUGGAGAAUGCUGACUCAAUGCUCCGCCCCCUUCCUGUGUUUAAGUAGGUUGAUCGAGGACGUGACGUUUAACGGCGGGCUUUUAACGGCAACUUCCUGUAAAUAAG
Messenger RNA from Sinocyclocheilus grahami, 6256 nucleotides. RefSeq names its product adhesion G protein-coupled receptor L1-like. Gene Ontology annotation, cellular component: membrane. The record is from RefSeq and is a predicted model, not a curated record. Gene Ontology annotation, biological process: cell surface receptor signaling pathway; G protein-coupled receptor signaling pathway. Gene Ontology annotation, molecular function: G protein-coupled receptor activity; carbohydrate binding. Lineage: Eukaryota; Metazoa; Chordata; Actinopteri; Cypriniformes; Cyprinidae. The coding region runs from base 1245 to 5183 and encodes 1312 amino acids. The transcript has 24 exons.